GUCCGGGUCCAGGUCGGAGGCGGCCCCGCCCGCCGGCUGCGCGUGCGCAGACGCUGAGGCUGGCGGCAGUAUGGUCUCCUCCAGCUUCGCGGGAUCUGUGGUGGCCUCCGUCUGGAGAGCAACAAGAUCUUCCCUUCUGAAUAAUUCUUUGCGCAAAGUGAGUUAUCAAGGAGGAAAAUCUGAACCUGUGAAGCAGCCUCUUAAGAAGUCAAAGUUGCCAGUCGGACGUUUUGAUGCACCGGAGGAUUCACAGUUGGAAAGGGAGCCACUGAAGAAGUUCCCAGAUGAUGUUAACCCAGUUACCAAAGAAAAAGGCGGACCCCGGGGGCCGGAGCCUACACGAUAUGGAGACUGGGAACGGAAAGGACGCUGUAUCGACUUUUAAGUCACACAUCGCACAUUCUUCCACUGAAGAGUCAUUUUCUGAAUGACUUACUGCACACUGUUUUCUUUCUCUAUAGCCUUUAAGUCAUGUAAUUUCCAUCUUUUUUUUUUUCCGACACAGGGUUUCUCUGUGUAGCUUUGGAGCCUGUGCUGGAACUCACUUAGUAGACCAGGCUGGCCUCAAACUCACAGAGAUCCGCCUGCCUCUGCCUCCUGAGUGCUGGAAUUAAAGGCGUGCGCCACCAUCGCCCGGCUUCAUCCCGUGUUUUAAAAGACAUGUGAUCGCCAUGAAGAACAGAUGCUGCUGUAAAUUAGGAAGGGGAGACACUUCUCCAUUCGCACAUGUUAACUUUGACUUCCGGGGGUACGGAGAGUGUAAUGAGAGCUGGAAGCCUUUGCCGUGAUCAUUAGCGACUUAAUCAGUUGCUUAUUAAAUGCACAUGUAAAUAAAUGACUUUUAAAGAUU
This is a messenger RNA of Mesocricetus auratus (golden hamster), 850 nucleotides long. It is a transcript of the gene Sdhaf4, whose product is annotated as succinate dehydrogenase complex assembly factor 4. The transcript has 3 exons. Lineage: Eukaryota; Metazoa; Chordata; Mammalia; Rodentia; Cricetidae. Gene Ontology annotation, biological process: mitochondrial respiratory chain complex II assembly. The coding region runs from base 71 to 385 and encodes 104 amino acids. Gene Ontology annotation, cellular component: mitochondrion. The record is from RefSeq and is a predicted model, not a curated record.